Aureobasidium subglaciale EXF-2481 is the source of this 1137-nucleotide messenger RNA. RefSeq lists its product as uncharacterized. The transcript has 2 exons. The record is from RefSeq and is a predicted model, not a curated record. NCBI's taxonomy places the organism in Eukaryota, Fungi, Ascomycota, Dothideomycetes, Dothideales, Saccotheciaceae. Bases 1 to 1137 code for a protein of 378 amino acids.
AUGCCAUUGAUGAUGCCUACGAAGACUGUAGUAACAAUCAACUCGACUGGUCGUCAGACGGCCUCCUUUGUUCGCGUCGCCUCCGCCGUGGGCUGGCGCGUGAGAGCCCAGGUCCGAUCAUGCGAUGGACUAGUCGCCGAGGAACUGGCCGCUCUACCCAAUGUCGAAAUCGUGGAAGGAGAUUUGUGUCAACCAAAAGCUGAUUUGAUUCCCUUCCUAAAUCACCUUUUCGAAGGUGCCAAGUUGGCAUUCAUCAAUACUACUCACUGGGGUGAUGAAGUUGCGAUCGGCAAAGCCUGUGCGGACGCUGCAAAGAGAGCAGGCGUGACACAUUACAUCUACUCCUCCAUGCCGGAUCAUUCUGUCUAUAACCCGGACUGGAGACCACUUCCGCUAUGGUCGCAAAAAUUCACGAUAGAGAACUACGUCCGUCAACUUGGAAUUCCGGCUACCUUCACCUAUACUGGAAUCUACAACAACAACUUCACCUCACUACCUUAUCCACUAUUCCGUAUGGAGCUCCAAGAAGAUGGCAGUUUCAUCUGGCAAGCACCAUUCCACCCUCACGAUCCGUUACCUUGGUUGGAUGCUGAGCAUGAUGUUGGCCCUGCCCUUUUGCAAAUCUUCAAAAUGGGUCCGAAUGCCUGGAAAGGCCAAAGAGUCACACUUGCCUUCGAGAGACUGAGUCCGACUCAAGCCUGCGUCAAAUUUUCACGCGGUGUAGGUAGACCAGUCAAAUAUGUCCAUGGGCCGGUAGACAUCGAAGUCUCCCUCCCCAGCGGCUAUCGAGAACACCUCCAAUCUCUCCAGGAAACCCUCGGCGAAAAGAGAGCACCCUACUUCGGACCACUAGAGUACCCCCAGGAAGCCAGAAGUCUAUGGGAAGGCUACCGUUCACUCGAAGAAUACGCGCGUGAAGUCUUUCCAGAUGAGGAAGCCGCCAACGGACUAACAUGGAUGGAUGACGAUAAAGAAUUCCCCGAAUACGCCGAGAGCAAUGAAGAUCCUGAUGAGGACCGAGACGAAAGCAGUGUGGGCAGCACCACAUAUCCCACGCCUUCUUGGACACCUGGCAUGCGAACACCAUUCAACCACCCAGAAGCAGACGCCCUCAAUUUCUUCGUAGGAAGCUGUUAA